CUCUCAUCAAAAUUAUUUGUGUGUCCCCUGUCUAACAUGAAUUUGAAUUAGGUUUUGUUGUUGCUUUGUGUAGGAAUCGCGUGAAUCGCAACAGGGGAUAUAUGGCUCAUGAGAUUUUGGUAGAGCGUUUGCUUCGAUCAACAGUUCUCAGUUUUCCAUGGAUGAGAACACUCAAGGAAGCUAUGGUUGAAGAGAUAAUUGAUAUUUACCAAAUCAGCCAUGAGAAAAUAUCAGAUGAUCAAGAAACAAUCAAGCAAGAAAAGACACAACAAAUAAAUCCUACAUUGCGAAGCUGUGCCAGGAACCAGAUAGUAGGAUCGUCACUCAAGGGCUUCUUUGGGGUGUACGAUGGACAAGGUGGUAGUAAGGCUGCGGAGUAUGUGGUGAAGAAUAUGCACUCGAAUGUGUUUGAUCUAUGCAUAACAACAAGGGGGAACUUGAUAAGCGAGAGACUUAAGCGCCUCCACAAGAUCACGAUACAAGUUAUACUCCGCUUCAUAAUCAUCAGAUGAAGCUCAGCUUUCUUUCUGAUUCGCGUGAUAGUGAUGCUUAGCCAAAUUCGACUUCCCAAUUGUGUUCUUUUGUCAUAUUUCAUAUAGAUGGUAUAUUCGACAUGCCAUAAAUUACGGAGUUCGUUUAUACACACAAACGUCGUACCGCUGAAUAACACUUUAUGGAUGUUUUCAACCUAGCGUUUAUGCUUUAUUUGAGCAUGCGAUGUCUUAAUUUCUAAGCCCC
This is a messenger RNA of Helianthus annuus (common sunflower), 738 nucleotides long. RefSeq lists its product as uncharacterized. The record is from RefSeq and is a predicted model, not a curated record. The transcript has 3 exons. The coding region runs from base 102 to 512 and encodes 136 amino acids. NCBI's taxonomy places the organism in Eukaryota, Viridiplantae, Streptophyta, Magnoliopsida, Asterales, Asteraceae.